AUGCGGUCAAUUCUUCUGUGCUCUUGGCUGUCUUGGGCAUUGGUGGUUGUGGCGCAAUUUCAAAGCUUCUCUCCCCUGGGACCAAAUGGACUUACUUAUAGUAUCCAUAUCCCCGAAGCCACUGCCAGUUCUGGCACAGGGCCCAUCUAUUUUCAGAUGAAUUCAACUCGCCGUAUAGAAUGGUUUGCCCUGGGCCAGGGAGACCGGAUGGCCGGAUCCAACAUGUUCGUGGUGUAUACCUCUGGCAAUAACGUGACUGUUUCCCCACGAUCCGGUGUGGGACAUAUCCAACCACUGUAUAACCCGGCGGCCCAGAUUACAGUCAUGAAUGGAAGUGGAGUCCAUGGUUCAAUGAUCACAGCCAAUAUCAAGUGCGACACAUGUAUCCAUUGGGGUGUCGCGAGCAUGAGUCCCAAUAGCUCGAGUAGUUCAUGGAUCUGGGGAGUUCGUUACGGAGCUCCAAUCAAUUCACGGAGUCUUUCAGCGAAUCUCUUGGAGCACGAUGUGAUGGGGAUUCAAAAUGUCAAUCUGAAAAAUGCAACGGGGCAAACAAGUGACAACCCUUUUGACGACAUUAUCAGCACAAGCAUGAAUGCCAAUGCAGACUAUCCUUUCCCCACGUCCGAAUUCCGGGCUAAAAAGAUUGCUCACGCAGUGCUGAUGAUAUUCGCAUUUGUUGUCCUGUUCCCCAUGGCUGCAUUAGUCCUCCCUCUCUCUUCAUCAUCGAAUGCACUCUAUAUUCAUGGAGGGCUGCAACUUUGUGCGCUUGCGAUUUCCAUCACCGGUCUCGCCCUGGGCGUCUCCAUGGGUCGGCAGAUGCAUAAUUUGAUUCAUUAUCAUAUGAUCAUUGGGAUCGUGGUCAUCAGCACCUUGGUUCUUUUCCAGCCGGCCAUGGGUUUGCUACAGCAUCGAUUCUUCCGUAAGACAGGCGGCAAGGGACCCUUUGCUUAUAUGCACCGUUGGUUUGGGCGGAUCAUGAUUAUGCUGGGGGUGGUCAAUGUGGGGCUUGGAUUCAAGUUCACAGGGGUUGGAGACCCUGAUGCGCCUCGAGGAGCUGUAAUUGCUGUUUCAGUGAUGAUUGGUGUGAUUGCAGUAGUUUAUAUUCUCUCGGUGGGAUUCAUGCCAUUGCAUACUGUCGCAUUAGGAGCAGCCUUGACUCCAACUGUUAUUCAGACUCUAAUUGCUCAUUACCUGCACCGAAAGUCCCACCACAACAAGCCUACUGUCCAUAUUACAUAUGAUGAAGGUAUUCAGGUAAUUCGGCAAUUCAUAUACUACGCGUCCAAGCACCCUGUAGAGGACAUUCAAGCCUUUACUCGUCAGGCUGUCCCAAGCCCACAUUGGGUAAGAACCGAGUCAAUUACCAUUCCCGAGAACCUUGUAUCGAUCGCAGGGGAUAUACUUUGCAAGCAAUUGGGUCCUAAGGGUAUCGUACGAGUAGGAGGCAAGAAAUGGUGGCAAUGGCGUGGCCCAUCAGAGGAGCUUAAGGGGGAGUGGAUUGAGAUGCGCAGCCAUUAUAACGCCAACAAGAAGAUCAAAAGCCGGUGUAGCAAAAUAAUGCUCUAUGUGCAUGGGGGCGCAUACUUUUUUGGGAGCGUUGACACCCAUCGCUACAUGCUGCAGCGUCACGCGCGCAAGCUGAAAGGUCGUGUUUUCGCUCCGCAUUAUCGUCUUGCGCCUCAAUACCCCUUCCCCUGCGGUCUACAGGAUUGCAUGGCAUCCUACCUUUGGCUCUUGGAAACCUAUGACCCAAAGGAGAUCAUUCUUGCAGGAGACUCUGCAGGAGGUGGAAUGGUAUUGUCUAUGUUGGUCAUGAUGAGGGAUCAAGAGAUUGCUCUACCAGCAGGAGCAAUCCUUAUCUCACCAUGGGUAGACUUGACGCACUCAUUUCCAAGUAUCGUCGAGGAUAACCCUGGCGAUUAUAUUCCUCCUGCUGGGUUCAGAUAUAAACCCUCGACUGCAUGGCCGCCGCCAAAUGCAGAUGAGCUUCUGAAGAUCAAGGAGCUCUCUCACAAGAAAACAGUGACGGUCAAGGACGUUGAAGAAACUGUACCAGCCCCCAACAGCAAGUCUGAAGAGACUGCGGUUCGUGGAUACACGCUACAUGAACAAGUGGCGCCUGGUGCAGGGCCAGCGUAUCCUGGCCAGCAAGAGAAUUGCGAUCCUCAGACCAUACAGGGAGAGCCUGAUAACAUCCACGUAAUCAUGGAAGGAAAAACAGUUGAGAUCAAGGACCAAAUUCAAAUGUAUACCACCAAUCAAUUGAUAUCACAUCCACUGGUAUCCCCCGUCCUUCAGCCUUCCCUUGGUGGACUUCCACCGCUUCAGAUCUUGACUGGUGGCGGUGAAAUGCUGCGUGAUGAGCAAUUCUACAUUGCUCACAAGGCUGCAAACCCCACUGCUUACCCACCGAGCGAUGUGUAUCUUGAUGAACACGAUCCAGAUAGGGAAAUCCUGAACAAGUAUGAACCUACUUAUGUGCAGUUUCAAAUUUGGGACAACCUCUGCCAUGUGGCACCCACGUUGAGCUUUACCAGGCCGGCUAAGUACAUGUUCCGGGCAAUCUCUCAGUUUGGAUCUUGGGCACUUGCCCGCGCACAGGACACCGAAGUCGAGAUCGUGGACGAAGAACUCCUCUCGCCAAUCUCUUCUAGUGCCAGUGAUAGUAGUUCGGGAGGAGCUAUUCCACAUCCAGGCAAACAAAGGACUGAUACCGGUAUGUCUUUUGUCGGAAGGGCGGGUGACCCUCUGCCAUCAUUUCACCAACAUAUGAUUCGUGAACGAGUUGAUAAGCGCGGACGAACCUAUCCUCUUGAUCCCCCAUCAUCUUACCCUGUUCUCGAUAUUCCCCCAGAACAAGUCGGGGCAGUAAAUCCAGUACUCAUUCGCAAAUGGCUGGACUCAAAGCAUGAGUGGGACGUGAAAUUCGGGAAAGAAAAGCUAAAGGUCCAAAACCGCCGUAUCAGAGAAAUGUCCCAUGGCUUCCAGGACUUCGAAGGUGAAUAUCCUUCACCAAGUUCCUUGGCUGCUCGUCGUGCAGCUCCAGGGGUUCUUCCCAAGCGUCACGCUAAGAAGAACUACGGCUUAAUGCUUUGGAGUGGGUGGGGUAGCAAGCAUGACGAACGAACCAUGGAGCGUGAAAAUGAGGCUUCGAAAUCCGGUCGUCCCUCAACUCGUACUAGUAUCGAUGCCGGGCAAGCAGGCCAAUGGUCUAGUCAGCCUGCGAAGAAGUCUCAUCGAAGUUCAUCGAAAAGAAAGUCCGCUGCUGUGAAGUCUACAUCAAACGGUAACCCAGGUCUAACAUGGGAUGCUGCAAGUGAAAAGAAGCCAACAAGCGGAGACCGAUCAUCUGCAGACCCCGAUUCCUCAUCCGUACGUGCUGUGUCGGAAAAGAAUAUGGGUCCAAUUUUGAUACUCCCCGGCGUGGAUAACCGUAAAUUCACGGAAGAAAAUGCCAGCACAAGGGCAUUAUUUCAUGCAGCAGGCACACUUCCCAUGACUUCUGAUGCUUCUCUCCCUUAUCUUCGAGGUCGACCAUCAUCAAUUGGAGGCUCUGUGGCGGGCCGAAGUGAGUUCAUGUCUGAUGCUGGGGAGGACGCAAGUACCCUCGGUGGGGGCGAAGCAGUUGCCGGUGUUCCAUACGAUGCCGCAAGUACCCGGGCUGUGCUCUCUGCCAAAGGAGUGAUUCGACCAUUGAACAAUGGGGAUAGCGGCCGACUAUCGGUUGAUACUUCAUCUGCGCGUCUGGCUCAAAAGGAUGUGGGUGAAAAUACUGGACCCGCUGCUUCCAGGCCAGAAAUGCCCGACAGAGAAGAAUUCAAGACUGCCAAUGAGACGCUGUAA
Penicillium malachiteum is the source of this 3843-nucleotide messenger RNA. RefSeq lists its product as uncharacterized. The record is from RefSeq and is a predicted model, not a curated record. The coding region runs from base 1 to 3843 and encodes 1280 amino acids. The transcript has 3 exons. Gene Ontology annotation, molecular function: hydrolase activity. NCBI's taxonomy places the organism in Eukaryota, Fungi, Ascomycota, Eurotiomycetes, Eurotiales, Aspergillaceae.